AUGAAGCAGGAUCAGCGCCUUGCAGUGAUCUUUGCAGUUGCUGUGCUUGCAGCUGGCAUUGGUGGAGCCUACAUCAGUGAGGCUAAGAUCCAGAUGCAGAAUCUGAAGGCAGUGAUGAUCAGUGAUGGCAUGGAGAUGGUGAAGGUGGCAUUCAUGCUCUUCAUUGUGUGGAAGAUGCAGAAGAUCCAGAGCCUGAUGAAGUCCAUGGAUGAUUCAGCAUGGACAUGUGCCCAAAAGUGCAACUACAUGGAGAGACGAAUGGAGAAACAAGGAUCACAAUUCAGUGAUACCAUGAGGCACAUGAGUAACAUCCUGGAGACGUAUGAUGAGCAGAAGGGUGAUUCAGCAAUUCUGGAGCAGAUGAUUGCCAAUCAGAAGCCCAGAUUCAAGCUGGGGUCGACAAGUGAGACCUAUGCAGCAGAGUGGGACAUGACCAUCAGGACAUGCCUGCUCAAUGCCAAGCUGCAGACCCAGUAUCAGCAGCUCAUCAGGAAGGUAUGCAGCAAGGAUGCAGAUGAAGCAACUUCAAAGUAUGAAGAGAUCAUGAAGAAGAAUGCCAACCGAGAUGAGUGGGUGAUGAGCCAGCAUCAUCCAGACCAGGAUGAUGCAGAUCUCUUGUCCAUGUGCCCUCCAUGGAGCAACCUCAAGAUGACCUAUGGCAACAUCAAGGCCAGGUACGAUCAGCUGCAGAAGUUGUAUGAGCACUUCAAGGUGGAGAUGAGCCCAUGGGAGAUGAAGGUUCCAUCCAAGCGCAGCUGGGACAUUGAGAGGGAGAUUGAGAAGAUUAAGGGAUUGAGAGGAGAUCCCAAAUGAGGGUGGCAUGAGAGGCAUCAGCCCUAGAUAGAGACUGCUGUGAAGCUCUAUUUGAAGCUUCCUGGACCUUGC
Molecule: messenger RNA, 885 nt
Organism: Cladocopium goreaui
Lineage: Eukaryota; Dinophyceae; Suessiales; Symbiodiniaceae
Source: the annotation of a GenBank genome assembly